CCUCACUGUCUUCCUUCUUCUCUGAGGGAAGAAGUCCGCUGCGCUGUCACUUGGCUCUGUCUCUUUGGGCGGUAACCGCACGGCGGCUAGUUGACUGCAGUCAUGUCGGAUCCUGGCGGAGGAGAUGAUGGUUCGGCCAACCUGGAGGUGUCCGCUGCCGUGCAGAAUGUGGCGGACGCCUCGGUCUUGCAGAAGCACAUCCGAAAGCUCAUCCCUCUGCUGCUGGAAGAUGGCGGCGAGACCCCGGCCUCUCUGGAGUCCGCCCUGGAGGAGAAGAGCGCUGUAGAGCAGAUGAGGAAAUUCCUGUCCGACCCCCAGAUUCACACCAUCCUGGUGGAGAGGAGUACCCUGAAAGAGGAUGUUGGCGAUGAAGGGGAGGAGGAACGAGAAUUCAUCUCUUACAAUGUCAGCAUUGAUAUUCACUACGGACUCAAGUCAAACAGUUUGGCAUUCAUUAAACGCACUCCGGUCAUCGAUGCGGACAAACCUAUAUCAUCCCAGCUGCGGGUUCUGACGCUCAGCGAAGACUCCCCGUAUGAAACGCUGCACUCCUUCAUAAGCAACGCUGUUGCUCCUUUCUUUAAGUCGUACAUUCGAGAGUCAGGAAAAGCAGACAGGGAUGGUGACAAGAUGGCUCCCUCUGUCGAGAAAAAGAUAGCAGAGCUUGAAAUGGGACUCUUACACUUACAGCAGAAUAUAGAGAUUCCAGAAAUUAGUCUACUGAUUCACCCAAAUAUCACCAAUGUUGCGAAACAGUGCUAUGAAAGGGGAGAAAAGCCCAAAGUCACAGAUUUUGGAGACAAGGUGGAAGAUGCGACGUUUCUCAACCAGCUGCAGUCGGGUGUAAAUCGCUGGAUCAGAGAGAUACAGAAGGUGACUAAACUCGAUCGCGAUCCGGCAUCAGGUACUGCACUGCAGGAAAUCAGUUUUUGGCUCAAUUUGGAGAGGGCGUUAUACCGCAUUCAGGAAAAACGCGAGAGUCCAGAGGUUCUCCUAACCUUGGAUAUCUUAAAGCAUGGCAAACGCUUCCAUGCCACUGUGAGCUUUGAUACAGACACAGGCCUCAAGCAAGCAUUGGAAACGGUCAACGACUACAAUCCUCUUAUGAAAGACUUCCCUUUGAAUGACCUCCUGUCAGCCACUGAACUUGACAAAAUUAGGCAGGCCCUUGUGGCAAUUUUCACCCACCUCCGAAAAAUAAGGAACACAAAAUAUCCAAUUCAGCGGGCCCUGCGUCUUGUGGAAGCCAUAUCCAGAGACCUCAGCUCCCAGCUCCUAAAAGUUUUGGGAACAAGGAAACUCAUGCAUGUGGCAUACGAAGAAUUUGAAAAGGUAAUGGUUGCAUGCUUUGAAGUUUUCCAAACGUGGGAUGAUGAGUAUGAGAAACUUCAGGUUCUGCUGAGAGACAUCGUCAAACGCAAGCGAGAAGAAAAUCUAAAAAUGGUGUGGAGAAUUAAUCCAGCUCAUCGCAAGCUGCAGUCUCGUCUGGACCAGAUGAGAAAAUUCAGAAGGCAGCAUGAACAGCUCCGAGCUGUCAUUGUCCGUGUUCUCCGACCCCAGGUCACUGCUGUUGCCCAGCAAAAUCAAGGAGAAGUCCCCGAACCACAGGACUUGAAAGUGACAGAAGUACUUUUUGAUGCUGCUGAUGCCAACGCCAUCGAGGAAGUUAACCUUGCGUAUGAAAAUGUCAAAGAGGUAGAUGGGUUAGAUGUCUCCAAAGAAGGAACAGAAGCUUGGGAAGCGGCACUGAAAAGAUACGACGAAAGAAUUGAUAGAGUGGAGACAAGAAUCACCGCCCGUCUUCGAGACCAGCUGGGCACAGCAAAGAACGCUAAUGAAAUGUUCAGGAUCUUCUCGCGAUUCAAUGCACUCUUUGUCCGACCGCACAUCAGAGGGGCCAUUCGUGAAUAUCAAACACAGCUCAUCCAGCGUGUAAAAGAUGACAUUGAGUCACUUCACGACAAGUUCAAGGUGCAGUACCCUCAAAGUCAAGCAUGCAAGAUGAGCCAUGUACGUGAUUUACCUCCUGUGUCCGGAUCCAUUAUUUGGGCCAAACAGAUUGACCGGCAGCUUACUGCUUACAUGAAGCGCGUGGAAGAUGUUCUUGGCAAAGGUUGGGAGAACCACGUAGAAGGACAGAAAUUGAAACAGGAUGGAGACAGUUUCCGCAUGAAGCUAAACACCCAAGAAAUUUUUGACGAUUGGGCGAGGAAGGUUCAACAACGCAACCUCGGCGUCUCUGGGCGCAUUUUUACUAUUGAAAGCACGCGCGCCAGAGGCAGAACGGGGAACGUGCUCAAGCUGAAGGUCAACUUUUUGCCUGAAAUAAUAACCCUUUCUAAGGAAGUUAGAAACUUGAAAUGGCUUGGCUUCCGUGUUCCGCUGGCAAUUGUCAACAAGGCUCACCAGGCGAAUCAGCUUUAUCCUUUUGCGAUAUCGCUGAUUGAAAGUGUCCGUACAUACGAGCGCACGUGCGAGAAAGUAGAAGAGCGUAACAGUAUCAGUUUACUGGUUGCUGGCCUGAAGAAGGAGGUGCAAGCUCUAAUUGCAGAGGGUAUUGCUCUGGUGUGGGAAUCCUACAAACUGGAUCCUUACGUUCAGCGUCUUGCAGAAACCGUCUUCAACUUCCAAGAAAAGGUUGAUGACCUUCUCAUCAUUGAAGAAAAAAUUGAUUUGGAGGUCAGAUCUCUGGAAACUUGUUUGUACGAUCACAAAACCUUCUCUGAGAUACUCAACAGGAUUCAGAAAGCUGUGGAUGAUUUGAACCUUCAUUCCUACUCCAAUUUACCCAUUUGGGUCAACAAACUUGAUAUGGAGAUUGAAAGAAUUCUGGGAGUCCGUCUGCAAGCAGGCUUGAAAACCUGGACUCAGGUCCUGAUGGGUCAGUUUGAUGACAAAGCUGAAGUUGACAUGGACACAGAUGCUCCUCAAGUCAGCCACAAACCAGGCGGAGAACCAAAAAUUAAACACAUAGUACAUGAACUCAGAAUCACAAACCAAGUGAUUUAUCUGAACCCACCAAUUGAAGACUGUAGAUAUAAACUGUAUCAAGAAAUGUUCUCCUGGAAGAUGGUCAUUUUGUCCCUGCCCAGAAUUCAGAGUCAGAGAUAUCAGGUUGGAGUUCAUUAUGAGCUCUCGGAAGAAGAGAAAUGUUACAGAAAUGCUCUAACUCGAAUGCCCGAUGGACCUGCAGGUCUAGAAGAAGCCUAUUCAGCUGUGAUGGGCAUAGUGACCGAGGUUGAGCAGUAUGUUAAGGUGUGGCUGCAGUACCAGUGCUUGUGGGAUAUGCAAGCAGAAAACAUCUACAAUCGUCUUGGAGAAGACCUGAACAAAUGGCAGGCACUGCUUGUCCAGAUCCGAAAGGCCAGAGGAACGUUUGACAAUGCAGAGACGAGGAAGGACUUUGGACCCGUUAUCAUCGACUAUGGCAAGGUCCAGUCUAAAGUAAACCUAAAAUACGAUUCCUGGCAUAAGGAGGUUCUGAGCAGAUUUGGUCAAAUGCUUGGACAAAACAUGACAGAGUUCCAUUCACAAAUCUCUAAGUCGCGCCAAGAAUUGGAACAGCAUUCGGUGGACACGGCCAGCACAUCAGACGCGGUGACUUUCAUCACCUACGUUCAGUCUUUGAAACGAAAGAUCAAGCAGUUUGAGAAGCAAGUCGAUCUUUACAGAAAUGGGCAGCGAUUGCUGGAGAAGCAAAGGUUCCAGUUCCCCUCUUCCUGGCUGUACAUUGACAAUAUCGAGGGAGAAUGGGGGGCGUUCAAUGACAUCAUGCGCCGUAAGGAUUCUGCUAUUCAGCAACAAGUGGCAAACCUACAGAUGAAAAUUGUUCAGGAGGACCGGGCGGUGGAAAGUCGCUCCAUUGAUCUGCUGACUGAUUGGGAGAAGACCAAGCCUGUGGGGGGAAGCUUGCGUCCUGAAGAUGCUUUGCAGGCACUCACGAUAUACGAAGGAAAGUUUGGCCGACUCAAAGAUGACCGCGAAAAAUGUGCCAAAGCCAAGGAAGCCUUGGAGUUAACAGACACAGGACUCCUGAGCGGCAGUGAGGAAAGAGUGCAGGUAGCCUUAGAAGAACUACAAGAUCUGAAGGGCGUCUGGUCCGAGCUCUCCAAGGUGUGGGAGCAGAUUGACCAAAUGAAGGAGCAGCCAUGGGUGUCGGUUCAACCUCGUAAGCUCCGGCAAAGUCUGGAUGGACUCUUAAACCAGCUGAAGAACUUCCCUGCCCGUCUGCGCCAGUAUGCGUCCUAUGAAUAUGUGCAACGGCUCCUAAAGGGUUACAUGAAGGUAAAUAUGCUCGUCAUUGAGCUGAAAUCUGAGGCUUUGAAAGACCGCCACUGGAAACAACUUAUGAAGCGGCUGCACGUAAACUGGGUUGUGUCAGAACUUACCCUGGGACAAAUCUGGGAUGUGGAUUUGCAAAGGAAUGAAGCAAUAGUCAAGGAUGUUCUGCUUGUCGCACAAGGUGAAAUGGCCUUGGAGGAAUUCUUGAAGCAGAUUAGAGAAGUUUGGAAUGCAUAUGAACUGGACCUGGUCAAUUAUCAAAACAAAUGUCGCCUCAUCCGCGGCUGGGACGAUUUGUUCAAUAAAGUCAAAGAACAUAUCAACAGCGUGUCCGCCAUGAAGCUUUCUCCUUACUACAAGGUUUUUGAGGAGGAUGCACUGAGCUGGGAAGACAAACUCAACCGGAUCAUGGCUCUCUUUGAUGUGUGGAUUGAUGUCCAGAGGCGUUGGGUGUACCUGGAGGGCAUCUUCACUGGUAGUGCGGACAUAAAACACCUGCUUCCUGUUGAAACUCAGCGAUUCCAGAGCAUCAGUACAGAGUUCUUGGCUCUUAUGAAGAAAGUCACCAAGUCGCCGCUUGUUAUGGAUGUCCUCAACAUCCAAGGCGUUCAGAGGUCCCUAGAAAGACUAGCAGACUUGCUGGGGAAAAUCCAAAAAGCCCUGGGAGAAUAUCUGGAAAGGGAGCGAUCCUCGUUCCCACGUUUCUACUUUGUUGGUGAUGAAGAUCUUCUGGAAAUUAUCGGGAACAGCAAGAAUGUUCCCAAACUGCAGAAGCACUUCAAGAAAAUGUUUGCCGGUGUUUCGAGCAUCAUCUUAAAUGAGGAUAGCACAGUUGUUCUUGGAAUCUCGUCCCGAGAAGGAGAAGAGGUGUUCUUCAAGACACCAGUGUCAAUCACUGAACAUCCCAAGAUUAACGAGUGGCUUACACUCGUGGAAAAAGAAAUGAGGGUGACUUUGGCAAAACUGCUCGCCGAAUCGGUCACAGAAGUUGAAAUUUUUGGCAAAUCCAAAUCAAUCGACCCCGCCACUUACAUAUCCUGGAUUGACAAAUAUCAGGCUCAGCUGGUUGUCCUCUCUGCUCAGAUCGCGUGGUCAGAGAAUGUGGAAUCGGCCCUAAACAGCAUUUCUGGUGGCGGAGCGGAUGCCGGUGCGGUGCAGGCCGUGCUCACCAACGUGGAGGUUACCCUGACUGUGCUGGCAGAUUCCGUGCUGAUGGAGCAGCCACCUCUGCGCAGGAGAAAACUGGAGCACUUGAUUACAGAGCUGGUGCACCAGAGAGAUGUUACCAGAACGCUCAUUAAAAACCGAAUCGACAACCCCAAGUCCUUUGAGUGGCUGAGCCAGAUGAGAUUCUACUUUGAUCCUAAACAGACGGAUGUCUUGCAGCAGCUCUCGAUCCAGAUGGCCAACGCCAAGUUCAAUUAUGGCUUUGAGUACCUGGGAGUUCAGGACAAACUGGUGCAAACGCCUCUCACUGAUCGCUGCUACUUGACAAUGACCCAGGCCCUGGAGGCGAGACUCGGAGGUUCACCCUUUGGUCCUGCUGGUACUGGAAAGACCGAGUCAGUUAAGGCCCUUGGUCAUCAGCUCGGACGCUUCGUGCUGGUUUUCAACUGUGAUGAAACCUUUGACUUCCAGGCCAUGGGUCGUAUAUUUGUGGGACUCUGUCAAGUGGGAGCUUGGGGCUGUUUUGAUGAGUUUAACAGGCUUGAGGAGCGCAUGCUGUCUGCGGUAUCCCAGCAAGUGCAGUGUAUUCAGGAGGCUCUGCGAGAACACUCCAAUCCAAACCGUGACAGAAGUCUUACUGUCAUGUGUGAACUGCUGAAUAAACAAGUGAAAGUCAGUCCUGACAUGGCUAUCUUCAUCACCAUGAAUCCUGGAUAUGCUGGCCGAUCCAACUUGCCUGAUAACUUGAAGAAACUCUUCCGAAGCUUGGCCAUGACCAAGCCUGACCGCCAGUUGAUCGCGCAGGUCAUGUUGUACUCUCAAGGCUUCCGAACUGCCGAAAUACUUGCCAACAAGAUCGUGCCAUUCUUCAAGCUGUGCGAUGAGCAGCUUUCAUCUCAGAGCCAUUAUGACUUCGGCCUGAGAGCACUAAAAAGCGUCUUGAUCAGUGCUGGUAACGUGAAACGAGAGCGGAUUCAGAAAAUCAAAAAGCAGAAAGAGGAACGUGGAGAGGUUGUCGACGAGGGAGACGUUGCAGAAAACCUUCCAGAACAAGAAAUCUUGAUCCAAAGUGUCUGUGAAACAAUGGUGCCGAAAUUGGUUGCAGAAGAUAUUCCUCUGCUGUUCAGUUUGUUGUCUGACGUCUUCCCUGGGGUCCAGUACCACCGCGGAGAAAUGACUGCCCUUCGAGAGGAGCUGAAGAAAGUGUGCCAGGAAAUGUACCUUACGUAUGGCGAUGGAGAAGAAGUUGGUGGCAUGUGGGUAGAGAAGGUCUUACAACUGUACCAGAUCACGCAGAUUAACCAUGGCUUGAUGAUGGUGGGCCCCUCUGGAAGCGGGAAAACCAUGGCCUGGCGGGUGUUGUUGAAAGCCUUAGAAAGACUGGAAGGGGUUGAAGGGGUUUCCCACAUCAUUGAUCCCAAAGCUAUCAGUAAAGACCAUCUGUAUGGCACGCUGGAUCCAAACACCAGGGAAUGGACCGACGGUCUCUUCACACAUGUUCUGAGGAAGAUUAUCGACAAUGUCAGAGGAGAGCUACACAAACGUCAGUGGAUUAUCUUUGAUGGUGAUGUUGACCCAGAAUGGGUUGAGAACCUGAAUUCCGUAUUGGAUGAUAACAAACUUCUGACCCUUCCCAACGGAGAACGUCUCAGCCUCCCACCAAACGUGCGGAUAAUGUUUGAAGUACAGGACCUGAAAUAUGCUACUUUGGCAACCGUGUCAAGAUGUGGCAUGGUCUGGUUCAGUGAGGAUGUCCUGAGCACAGACAUGAUCUUCAACAACUUCCUGGCCAGAAUGCGCAGCAUCCCGCUAGACGAGGGAGAAGACGAGGCUCAGAGAAUGAGGAAGGGCAAAGAAGAUGAAGGUGAAGAAUCUUCGUCUCCAAUGCUCCAGAUUCAGAGAGAUGCAGCGACUGUGUUGCAGCCUUACUUCACAUCAAACGGUCUGGUAAUCAAAGCUCUUGAGCAUGCCUUUAAAUUGGAGCACAUCAUGGAUCUCACUCGCUUGCGCUGCCUGGGGUCGUUGUUCUCCAUGUUGCACCAGGCCUGUCGCAAUGUUGCCCAGUACAAUGCCAACCAUCCGGACUUUCCGAUGCCCAUUGAUCAACUGGAACGCUACAUACAGCGUUACCUUAUCUAUGCCGUUCUGUGGUCGUUCUCUGGAGAUGGCCGUCUAAAAAUUAGGGCUGAGCUGGGUGAAUAUAUCAGGAGAAUUACAACCAUUCCUCUGCCGACUACGCCCAAUAUACCAAUCAUCGAUUAUGAGGUCUCCAUUAGUGGAGAAUGGGUGCCGUGGCAGGCCAAAGUGCCUCAGAUUGAAGUUGAAACCCACAAGGUGGCAGCGCCCGAUGUUGUCGUUCCUACUCUGGAUACCGUCCGACACGAAGCUCUGCUUUACACUUGGCUGGCGGAACACAAGCCGCUUGUCCUCUGUGGUCCACCUGGGUCUGGCAAGACCAUGACUCUAUUCAGCGCCCUGAGAGCUCUCCCUGACAUGGAGGUUGUCGGCCUGAACUUCUCCAGCGCUACCACACCAGAGCUCUUGCUUAAAACCUUCGAUCACUACUGCGAAUACAGAAGGACGCCAAACGGUGUAGUACUGGCACCGGUGCAGCUGGGAAAAUGGUUGGUGCUCUUUUGUGACGAAAUUAACCUGCCAGACAUGGACAAGUAUGGAACACAGAGAGUUAUAUCUUUCAUCAGACAGAUGGUUGAACACGGAGGAUUUUAUAGAACCUCUGACCAAACAUGGGUGAAGCUGGAGAGAAUCCAGUUUGUUGGCGCUUGUAACCCACCUACUGACCCUGGAAGAAAGCCUCUGUCUCACAGGUUCUUGCGUCAUGUACCUGUAGUUUAUGUAGAUUACCCAGGGCCAGCAUCAUUGACCCAGAUUUAUGGAACGUUCAAUCGUGCAAUGCUGAGACUCAUCCCCUCUCUGCGCACGUACGCAGAACCUCUAACCGCGGCCAUGGUGGAAUUCUACACCAUGUCACAGGAGAGAUUUACGCAGGACACUCAGCCGCAUUACAUCUACUCGCCCCGUGAAAUGACCCGGUGGGUGAGGGGUAUCUUUGAAGCAUUGAGACCCCUUGAAACCCUCCCUGUCGAGGGUCUCAUCAGAAUCUGGGCCCAUGAAGCCCUUCGGCUCUUCCAAGACAGACUUGUUGAAGAUGAAGAGAGGCGCUGGACGGAUGAGAACAUUGACAUGGUGGCCCUGAAACACUUCCCAAAUGUGGAAAAAGAAAAGGCGCUGAAUAGGCCCAUUCUGUACAGCAACUGGCUCUCCAAGGAUUACAUACCAGUUGAUCAGGAAGAACUCAGGGACUAUGUGAAAGCUCGUCUGAAGGUCUUCUAUGAAGAAGAGCUGGAUGUGCCCCUCGUACUGUUUAAUGAAGUCUUAGACCAUGUGUUGAGGAUCGACAGAAUUUUCAGACAGCCGCAAGGUCAUUUGCUUCUCAUUGGAGUGAGUGGAGCAGGGAAGACGACUCUCUCGCGCUUUGUCGCCUGGAUGAACGGUUUAAGCGUUUAUCAAAUUAAGGUGCACCGCAAGUACACCGGAGAAGACUUUGAUGAAGACCUAAGGACUGUGCUGAGGCGUUCGGGCUGCAAGAAUGAGAAGAUUGCGUUUAUCAUGGAUGAAUCCAACGUGCUGGAUUCAGGGUUCCUGGAACGCAUGAACACGCUGCUGGCCAACGGAGAGGUUCCAGGAUUGUUUGAGGGUGAUGAAUAUUCAACGCUAAUGACACAAUGUAAAGAGGGAGCCCAAAAAGAAGGCUUGAUGCUGGAUUCUCAUGAAGAAUUGUACAAGUGGUUCACCAGCCAGGUCAUUCGUAAUCUCCAUGUGGUCUUCACCAUGAAUCCAUCCUCGGAAGGCUUGAAAGACAGGGCUGCCACAUCCCCAGCUCUGUUCAACAGGUGUGUGUUGAACUGGUUUGGUGACUGGUCGACGGAAGCACUCUACCAAGUUGGCAAGGAGUUCACUAGUAAGAUGGACCUUGAGAAGCCAAACUACGUUGUCCCGGACUACAUGCCGGUGGUGUACGACAAGCUGCCACAGCUGCCAUCUCACAGAGAAGCCAUUGUCAAUGGCUGUGUGUUUGUCCACCAAACCCUUCAUCAGGCCAAUGCUAGGCUAGCAAAAAGAGGAGGGAGGACAAUGGCAAUUACCCCUCGUCAUUACCUGGACUUCAUCAACCACUACGCGGAUCUGUUUAACGAGAAACGCAGCGAGCUGGAGGAACAACAGAUGCACUUGAAUGUUGGUCUGAGAAAAAUCAAAGAAACUGUUGAUCAGGUGGAAGAGUUGCGCAGAGAUCUCCGAAUUAAAAGCCAAGAGCUGGAAGUCAAAAAUGCCGCUGCUAACGACAAACUGAAGAAAAUGGUGAAAGAUCAGCAAGAAGCUGAAAAGAAAAAGGUGAUGAGCCAGGAGAUUCAGGAACAGUUGCACAAGCAGCAGGCCAUCAUUGCAGACAAGCAGAUGAGCGUGAAAGAGGAUCUGGACCAAGUGGAGCCUGCGGUCAUUGAGGCUCAGAAUGCGGUGAGCUCUAUAAAAAGACACCACCUUGUUGAAGUUAAAGCAAUGGCCAACCCUCCUGCUGCCGUAAAACUGGCCUUAGAGUCUAUCUGUCUUCUCUUGGGCGAGGAGACCAAUGACUGGAGACAGAUCAGAACGAUUGUGGUCAGGGAUAAUUUCAUCGGCAACAUUCUCACCCUUAACCCUGAAGAUUUAAGUGAUGCCAUCCGGGAGAAGAUGAAGAAGAAUUACAUGUCGAACCCAAGUUACAAUUAUGAACUUGUAAACAGAGCUUCAUUGGCUUGUGGCCCUAUGGUGAAAUGGGCAAUUGCACAGCUGAACUAUGCCGAUAUGCUGAAACGCGUCGAACCUCUGAGGAAUGAGCUGCAGAAACUGGAGGACGACGCCAACGACAACCAAGCAAAGGCAAACGAAGUGGAGCAGAUGAUUCGUGACCUCGAGGCUAGCAUCGCGCGCUACAAGGAGGAAUAUGCCGUCCUCAUUUCUGAGGCUCAGGCAAUCAAAGCGGAUUUGGCAGCCGUAGAAGCUAAGGUGAACCGCAGCACGGCCCUCCUGAAAAGCUUAUCUGCGGAACGUGAAAGAUGGGAGAAAACCAGCGAAACUUUCAAGAACCAGAUGUCCACCAUUGCUGGCGACUGCCUGCUCUCUGCUGCUUUCAUCGCAUACGCUGGGUACUUCGACCAACAAAUGCGUCAGAAUUUGUUCACGACGUGGUCUCAUCAUCUGCAGCAGGCCAAUAUCCAGUUCCGCACAGACAUUGCAAGAACCGAAUAUCUCUCAAACGCGGAUGAGAGACUUCGCUGGCAAGCAAGCUCCCUGCCUGCAGAUGAUCUGUGCACGGAAAAUGCGAUCAUGUUAAAACGCUUCAACAGGUAUCCUCUGAUCAUCGACCCCUCAGGCCAAGCUACUGAGUUUAUCAUGAAUGAAUACAAAGAUCGCAAAAUAACCCGCACCAGCUUCUUGGAUGAUGCUUUCAGGAAGAACUUGGAGAGCGCGUUGCGUUUUGGUAACCCGCUUCUCGUCCAAGAUGUGGAAAGCUACGACCCCAUUUUGAAUCCUGUCCUUAAUCGUGAGGUCCGCAGAACUGGUGGCAGAGUGCUGAUCACUCUCGGAGAUCAGGAUAUAGAUUUGUCUCCAUCGUUUGUCAUCUUCCUUUCGACCAGAGAUCCAACAGUUGAGUUCCCCCCAGAUCUCUGCUCUCGGGUGACGUUUGUUAACUUCACGGUGACCCGCAGUAGUUUGCAGAGCCAGUGUCUCAAUGAGGUAUUGAAAGCUGAAAGACCAGAUGUAGAUGAAAAACGAUCUGAUCUCCUUAAACUGCAAGGUGAGUUCCAGCUUCGUUUGAGGCAGUUGGAGAAGUCUCUGCUCCAGGCCCUCAACGAGGUGAAGGGCCGCAUCUUGGAUGACGACACCAUUAUCACUACCUUGGAAAACCUGAAAAAGGAGGCAGCAGAGGUCACUCGUAAGGUCGAAGAAACCGAUAUUGUCAUGCAAGAAGUCGAGAACGUCUCGCAGCAGUACCUGCCGCUCUCCACGGCCUGCAGCAGCAUCUAUUUCACAAUGGAGUCCCUCAAGCAAAUCCAUUUCCUAUACCAGUAUUCGCUGCAGUUUUUCCUGGAUAUAUACCAUACUGUACUCUAUGAGAAUGCUAAUCUGAAAGGGAUCACGGACCACACUCAGCGCCUUUCUGUGAUCACCAAGGACCUCUUCCAGGUUGCGUUUAACAGGGUCGCCAGGGGAAUGCUGCACAAUGACCACCUGACAUUUGCCAUGCUCCUCGCCCGCAUAAAACUGAAGGGAACCAUAGGGGAACCUACUUACGACCUGGAAUUCCAGCACUUCCUGAGGGGACGAGAGAUUGUCCUCGGUAACUCCACCGUACCCAAGAUGAAUGGUCUAACCGAAGAGCAAGUAGAGGCCAUGAUACGCUUGAGCAACCUGCCUGAAUUCAAGGAUAUCAUGGCAAAGGUCGAAGCUGACGAUCAAUUCUGCAUAUGGCUGGAGAGCAGCUCCCCAGAACAAACUGUGCCGUACAUCUGGAGUGAAGAUAAACCAGCCACGCCCAUAGGGCAGGCCGUCCACCGCUUGCUCCUUGUCCAAGCCUUCCGUCCAGAUCGCCUGCUGGCCAUGGCACAUAUCUUCGUUUCCACCAUUCUGGGUGAAUCCUUCAUGUCUGUCAUAGACCAGCCUCUCGACCUGGCACACAUUGUGGACACGGAGGUAAAACCCAGCACCCCAAUUCUGAUGUGUUCAGUUCCUGGGUAUGAUGCCAGUGGUCGUGGUGAAGAUCUUGCAGCUGAACAGAACACCCAGAUUACAUCCAUUGCCAUUGGCUCAGCCGAAGGCUUCAACCAGGCGGAAAAGGCCAUAAACACAGCUGUCAAGUCAGGCAGAUGGGUGAUGCUGAAGAACGUGCAUCUGGCCCCCGGCUGGCUCAUGCAACUAGAGAAGAAACUGCACUCCAUGCAGCCGCACUCAUGCUUCAGGCUCUUCCUCACUAUGGAGAUUAACCCCAAGGUGCCGGUGAAUUUACUCCGUGCCGGACGCAUCUUUGUGUUUGAGCCACCUCCUGGUGUAAAGGCAAACAUGCUGAGAACGUUUAGUAGCAUCCCUGUGUCCAGGAUUUGUAAACCUCCCAAUGAGCGUGCCCGUUUAUAUUUUCUCUUGGCCUGGUUCCACGCGAUCAUUCAAGAACGUCUGCGCUAUGCACCAUUGGGCUGGUCCAAGAAAUACGAAUUUGGAGAAUCUGAUCUUCGUUCUGCUUGUGACACGGUGGACACCUGGCUAGACGACACGGCUAAGGGCCGUCAGAACAUUUCUCCAGAUAAGAUUCCAUGGUCUGCCUUGAAGACCCUCAUGGCUCAAUCUAUUUAUGGUGGCCGAAUUGACAAUGAAUUUGACCAGCGUCUUCUAAACACUUUCCUGGAGCGGCUCUUCACCACCUCCAGUUUUGACAGUGAAUUUAAACUGGCCUGCAAGGUUGAUGGACACAAGGAUAUCCAAAUGCCAGAUGGCAUCCGGCGCGAUGAGUUUGUUCAGUGGGUCGAGUUACUCCCGGACACACAAACACCGUCCUGGCUUGGACUUCCCAACAAUGCCGAGCGUGUCCUCCUCACCACGCACGGCAUUGACAUGAUCAGCAAAAUGCUGAAAAUGCAAAUGUUGGAGGAUGAGGAUGACCUAGCGUAUGCAGAAACCGAGAAGAAACAGAGAACCGAUUCAACAUCCGAUGGUCGCCCGGCCUGGAUGAGAACUUUGCACGCAACUGCCGGCAACUGGCUUCACGUUAUUCCGCAGGCUCUCAAUCAUCUGAAACGAACUGUGGAAAAUAUUAAGGAUCCACUCUUCAGGUUUUUUGAACGCGAAGUCAAGAUGGGAGCGAAGCUUCUCCAGGACGUACGCCAGGACCUUACAGACGUCGUGCAAGUCUGCGAAGGAAAGAAGAAACAGACAAAUGAUCUGCGCACGCUGAUCAACGAUCUGGUGAAGGGUAUCCUGCCACGGAGCUGGUCACGUUUCACGGUCCCCGCUGGAAUGACCGUCAUACAGUGGGUAGCAGAUUUUAGCGACCGUAUCAAACAACUUCAGAGUAUCUCACAAGCUGCUGCAACCAGUGGGGCGAAGGAAUUGAAGAACAUUCACGUGUGGCUCGGUGGCUUGUUUGUCCCAGAAGCUUAUAUUACGGCCACAAGACAGUAUGUUGCCCAAGCCAACAGCUGGUCUCUCGAGGAGCUCAGCCUGGAGGUGAGCAUGACGACCUCCCAGAACGCAGUGCUGGAUGCCUACAGCUUCGGGAUCACAGGUCUGAAACUCCAAGGAGCAACUUGUAUUAACAACAAACUGGCUCUUUCCAACGCCAUCUCCACCGUGCUGCCGCUGACACAGCUGCGCUGGACCAAGCAGACAAAUGCCGAGAAGAAGGCGAAUGUGGUGACCCUGCCCGUCUAUCUGAACUUCACACGAGCCGAUCUGAUCUUCACAGUUGAUUUUGAUAUCGCUACAAAGGAAGAUCCUCACAGCUUCUAUGAACGUGGCGUGGCCAUUCUGAGCACAGAGUAAACGUGAAGCAUUUAACUGUUCAGGAUAUGUUUCAUUGUCCUCUCCAGAUUUGUGUUAUCUAAUAUUGUGAUGGAUUAGAGUGAUGUGAGAAAAAAAGCACUGAAAGCUGAAUUUCGAAGGAACAGUGAAAAGUAGAAACAAGGAUGGUUUUAAAUAAUGUGGGCUUCUAAGUGAUGGAAUUGGCAGGUUAAAUUAAUACGAGGGAUGGUUAAGUAAGUUCACAAAGAAAAAUGAAUGAAAAGAGAAAUUAGAUGUCUUGUCCUGUAACUGCAUUUAUUUUAAGCGAAUAAAAUGUAUGACCUAA
Spea bombifrons (plains spadefoot toad) is the source of this 14344-nucleotide messenger RNA. It is a transcript of the gene DYNC1H1, whose product is annotated as dynein cytoplasmic 1 heavy chain 1. Gene Ontology annotation, molecular function: minus-end-directed microtubule motor activity; dynein light intermediate chain binding; dynein intermediate chain binding. The record is from RefSeq and is a predicted model, not a curated record. The transcript is spliced from 78 exons. Bases 103 to 14040 code for a protein of 4645 amino acids. Lineage: Eukaryota; Metazoa; Chordata; Amphibia; Anura; Pelobatidae. Gene Ontology annotation, cellular component: dynein complex. Gene Ontology annotation, biological process: microtubule-based movement.